Molecule: messenger RNA, 644 nt
Organism: Dermochelys coriacea (leatherback sea turtle)
Lineage: Eukaryota; Metazoa; Chordata; Testudines; Dermochelyidae
Gene: GFY
Product: golgi associated olfactory signaling regulator
Exons: 2
Coding region: 32-457 (141 amino acids)
Source: RefSeq, a predicted model, not a curated record
CGAGCACCGUGGGGACGGGGGGGGCCAGGCCAUGGGUCUUUUCCUCGUGGCCUCCGGCCUCCUUCUCUGCCUCUUCUCUGGGAUCUACUGCGCCUACCGCCGGGGGGCCAAGGGGUCACCCUUCGCGCACCAGCGCCUGCAGGACGGGUCCCUCGAGGACCUCGCUCUGCACCUGGACAGCCCCAAGGGUUCAUACGACUGGUUCCUUUACGAGAUGGACGACAAGAAGGUCCCGGCCCCCCUGCAGCCAGCUCAGGCCCUGCCCUGGCCCUGCCCCCCACCGCAGCCCCCCUUCCCUGCCUCACAGACACCCCCUGGGGACAAGACUCCAGGGCCCGCCGGCUCCGAGCAGUCUAAGCCGAGCCCCCCAAGGCUGGAGUGUCUGUCCCCGGCUAACCUCCCCACUGGGACCCCCACAAUAGAACCCAGGCGUCCUGGCUCCCACCCCCCGCUCUAACCACUAGCCUCCACUCCUCUCUGUCCUGCCAUGGCGGGAACUCACCUUGCCCCUCCCCCACUGGCUGGGUUAUUUCUGACCCAGGGAGGGUCUGGAUCUGCCUCCCCAAGGGGCUGGGGCGGGGGGGGGGAGCUGACCGGCCGUCAGGACGUUCUGGGGCUCGGCUCUUCAGUGGCUCUUAGAUCUA